AUGAGGUCCAAAAAUGUGCGCAGCAUCGGGGCCAUACUGGUUUUGGAAUAUCAGGCACGGUUUGGGAAUCCAAUUGAUGAAGCCGAGAUCCACGCACACGCACCUACGGCUUGGAUUGUAGAGAGCCUCCCUGCAUCGCACAUGUACCUUAGGCCGAGUAAGCUGCUGGGGAAUCACGAGUAUCCACAGUUCGGUCUAAAGAAACACGGUCCCAGUCAUUUCAAUUCCCUACUGGCUAACAUUCCGUCCAAUCAUACGUCUGACUUUAUCUGA
Molecule: messenger RNA, 273 nt
Organism: Morchella importuna
Lineage: Eukaryota; Fungi; Ascomycota; Pezizomycetes; Pezizales; Morchellaceae
Exons: 3
Coding region: 1-273 (90 amino acids)
Source: RefSeq, a predicted model, not a curated record